AUGAAUACACGAAGGGCUAAUGCUAGAAGGGUGGAAGAAGAGAAUGUGAAUCAAAGAGCUCCUCCUCAAGAUAAUCAAGUUCCGGUUGAUCCCGUAAUGGAGAAUGUGACCCAUGCGGAGUUUAGGUCUACUAUCCAAUUGUUGGCUCAAGUUGUGAUAACUCAAGCCAAUAGAGAGGUAAUUGCUCCUAGGAACACUAAUGUGAAUUCCACAGCUUCUAGAUUGAGGGAUUUUUCUAGAAUGAACCCUCCCGAGUUUCAUGGUUCCAAUGUGGGAGAGGACCCUCAAGAAUUUGUGGAAGAGGUUUAUAAGUAUGCUCCGACUUUGGUGGCGGCUUCAAGGGACAUGAUGAGUAAGUAUUUGACGAGCGUGUCUAGAUUGGUGAGAAAAAAAUGUCAUUCGGCAAUGCUUCAUGAUAAGAUGGAUAUCUCACGUCUUAUGGUGUAUGCCCAAAAAAUGGAGGAAGAGAAACUCCAAGACAAGAAUAGGGAGGUAAAAAGAGCUAGAACCAAUGAUGUGAACUUUUCCAAUGUUAGGUCCGAUGGACAAGGUCGGCAAAGGGUGAGGGAUGUUGAAUCUGAAAUCCCUUCAUUAGAGUCGGUUCCGUUAGUGAAUGAGUUCCCGAAAGUUUUCCCCGAUGAUUUGCCUGGUAUUCCUCCUGAGCGGAAAUAG
This is a messenger RNA of Solanum verrucosum, 672 nucleotides long. RefSeq lists its product as uncharacterized. The transcript has 3 exons. The coding region runs from base 1 to 672 and encodes 223 amino acids. NCBI's taxonomy places the organism in Eukaryota, Viridiplantae, Streptophyta, Magnoliopsida, Solanales, Solanaceae. The record is from RefSeq and is a predicted model, not a curated record.